GAGGAAAGCAGCUGGGGUAAAAAUGGAGUAGUUGGCCGCUGCGCCUUUAAGACUGCAUGUGGUCUCCAUCUCGCGGCUCGCAUGGCAGGCUGUGUAGGUGCACGCUUUCAAAGUUUGACUGGGGAAUAGCCGGGGAGCAGUGGAGGCGGCAUCGGGAACAGGAAAUCUGCAUCUGGAGAGGGGAGAGCAACGCAGCUCGCCUGGGAGGGUCCGGCUCCGGCGAUAAGAACAAUGGGAGAGAUGGCUAAGCGGAUUUUCGAUGUGUAAAUGUGAAACAGAAGAAGGUGAAUGUAACACAGUGUUCGCUGGAAGAAGGGACCCCCGGCUGCCCCCCUCAGCCGAGCCAUGCCGCUCGUAUUCCGCACGCUGUUGUUCGGCUUUGUAACGCUGCUCGUUGUGGUUCUCAUAAUAGACGAUAUUGCAGAAGUGGAGGAAGAAACUGCAAAUCCCGGACAUUUGAAGAAAAUGAACAUGCAUCGGGCCAUCCCUAAACCACAUAGAAAGGCCACGGCACAUGUCGAUCCGACUGCUGUGACGAGAGUGAGCAAAGAUGUAAAGCCUGUCGGUGCAAGCUACAAUCACACUGCCAAGCUUUCUUCAAACAACUGGACCUUUAACAAGACGCUCUCCAACCUCAUCAGAAAGAACAUUCUAAGAUUUCUGGAUCCAGAGAGAGACAUCUCUAUUCUGAAGGGUACACUGAAGCCGGGAGAUAUCAUCCACUAUGUGUUUGAUCGCCACAGCACCACAAACAUCUCAGAAAAUCUCUACCGUCUUUUGCCAACUGUAUCCCCUAUGAAGAACCAACAUCACAAGCGCUGCGCCAUUGUGGGGAACUCAGGGAUCCUGCUGAACAGCAGCUGUGGGCCCGACAUCGACUCUCACGACUUUGUCAUCAGGUGUAACCUGGCUCCAGUGGAUGAGUUCUCGCAGGAUGUGGGCCGGCGGACUAACCUGGUGACCAUGAACCCUUCAGUGGUGCAGCGGGCCUUCCAGGACCUGGUGAGCGAGGAGUGGAGGGACCGCUUCCUUCAGCGUCUCCAGAGCCUCAGCGGCAGUGUGCUGUGGAUCCCAGCCUUCAUGGCCAAGGGGGGGGAGGAGCGCGUGGAGUGGGCCCUUCGUCUCAUCCUGUCUCACACUGUGGACGUGCGCACCGCCUUCCCCUCGCUGCGCCUUCUCCACGCCGUCAGAGGGUACUGGCUCACCAACCAUGUCCACAUCAAGCGUCCGACCACUGGGCUCCUCAUGUACACAAUGGCCACUCGCUUCUGUGAUGAGAUCCAUCUGUACGGCUUCUGGCCCUUCUCACACGACCCGCAGGGUAAACCGGUGAAAUACCACUACUACGAUACUCUGAAGUACGAGUAUACGUCCAGCUCCAGCCCUCACACCAUGCCUCUGGAGUUCAGGACCCUGAGCGCGUUGCACAGACAGGGGGCGCUGCGGCUCCACACUGGAACCUGUGACACCGACAGGAGACCAGAAGGAGCUCCAGAGCAAGGAGCUGACAACACAUCUCCAUGGAAACCACUUUAAGCAGACUCUGUGAAAAAGUGUUCUUGUUACGGUACUUUUUUGAAACUUGAAUUAAGAAAUUUUCAGUAAUUGGAAUUAACUUUUUUCUAUCUAAAGAAGUGACUUCUUUUACUGAUGUGUUUUACCUCUAAUGAGAUUUCUAUGGCAACCUUUCAAAAAUAAUGAGUCCCAUUUUCUGUAGGUAUUUUGCUGUCUUGAAACAACAUUUGAAAAGGCCUCCCACGUUUUUACUAUUGUGAUAAAUAGGAAUUGAGAACACAUUUUAGUUUUUCAAAUUUGGUCAUGAAAAGCCGUCAGUAAAUAUAUUCCAUAUUAAUAAUAUUCCCAGUUUAUGAUAUGAAAGGUCCCCAUUAAGGGUGUGUAAUAAUUAACCCAACAUGUCAACAUAAUGAAGAGCUGCUGAAUGAAUGGCUCUUGUAAGGCACUUUUUGGGCCACAAGAUGGAAGCACUUCAUAAUCAGGGAGAAGGAUGACAGAAAAAUGUUGGUCAACUGUUCAAACUUUUUUUUUUUUUUAUAAAUAAUCUUGAACUUGUGAUAAGACAUUUUACUCUGAGGACAUUUACGCUUUUGUAGCUUGUAAAAUACUGUCAGUGGUGUUCACAGUGAAACAGGUCAUUCAUAAGCAAACAACUCCAAGAGUCUAGUCAACCAGAACUGCUGUGUGAUAGAGUUGGGUUACCUUGAGAGCCGAAUGAAGGAGUGAAGCAUGAGGAAAUGUAUUCAGCUUCUGUGAGGAUAAAGAGGGAGUGCCAGCUGUUCACACACGAUUGUUUACACAGACUCAGCCGGAAGUAAACUCGCUUUGUAAACUCUUCUCAAACAACUUAAACCCUGUUUCUGCACUGGAAAUGUUAAUAGGUUGUAGCUAUGUGUUGGUACUAAGAAGUGCUUAGCUUAUUUAAUGAAUGUAUUGGUGAUAUUCUUACAAAUGUUGUUGGAAAUAAGCCCUAUAUUGUGCUUUAAAUACAUUUCUAGUAACUGUUAGCAGAAGUUCCAGUGCACUGAGAGAAGGAGUUGAUAACUUGUAUGCCUUCAUUAUUUUUAUAAUAAUGUAUGAAUUAUACAUGUAUUGUGUGUUUAGGGCUAGUAUCUCAACCAUUAUAGAUUGAUACAGAUAUUUGUGGAUUUUAGGAUUGCCAGUAUUUAGUGCCUAUAAUCAAUUAAUUGGAUGAUUUUAAAAUUGAAGAAUUAAAAUGUUCAGGGUUUAUCUAACUUAUUUUUGACAUGAUAAGAUAGAUGUAAAAAACAAACGUACAUUACUUUUAAUAGCGUUACUCACCACUGAAACCCAGCUACGAUUGACAAAAAUAAACAAAGAAAGUUAAUUUGAUUGUAGACUUGUUCAGUAGUUGUGAUCAGGUAAGAAAUGCCAUUCUUUGUUUAUUUUAAGAACAAUACCAGACUCAUUUGUCAGUCAAUAAGUUGAAUGCUAGUUAGGGUUAUAUUUUUGUAAUUUAAAGCUCCACCUUUUGUCUUUAUACUGGGCUUUUUGCCACACACUUUGGGAUUAUUUUCUGCAACAAAUUGCCUCUUUUAAUACAAAUUGACAGAAGUAUUCAAAUGAUUCCACAAGCUCUACACAAGCAGCAGGUCAUGCGCUGCCAGCCAUGUGAUCUGUCUGUAAUAGUGUUGUUUUGACAGGAUUAAAGUUAAACGAGUUGUUUUGACGAGUAAAGUUAAACGAAAGUUGUACUAGCGAUGUGAGGCAAUGAAAUACCUGUUUGUGAAGGCUGGUCUGAGAUCAACACAAAUAGAAACAUUCUGUGACCAACACAAUUAGGUUAAUUAUCCCAGAAUCUGGACUUUGCCACAGAUAGAAAACGUUCUACUUGAGGGGAUUCUUCUUUAUAGUUGUAUCUUGUAGCUUAACUUUAGUCAUGUAGCUUUACCAUAUAUUAGUAUUUGUUCAAUGUACAAAUUCCAGCAACAAAAUAUUAACUUUUGCAUGUUUUGUCUUGAUGCAUACCACUUGACUAUAUUUUUAAUACUUAAACUAUUCAGUAUGACUUGAGAAAACUUGAAUGAUGUUAUGACAAAGUGAAUGUACUUUUCUGUGUCAGAAAACACACAGAAGAUCAGAAUGGAAAGAAAUAACACUUAAAACGAUUUAACACUUCAAAGGAAGCAGUUUUAUUUCAGUAGUGUUUCAAAGAAAUGGAAACCAAGGAUACAGCUGUGGGUACACAUAAUAUCUGUGUCAAAAACCAAACAGGGACUUGAAUUCAAUAAACUUCCAAAACAGUUUGAACAUUUAACUUGUUUUGGUUUAAAUGUGGGAUUAGAGCAAUUAGAUACAGUCUUCAGAUAACUACCACAGUGACGUUAACUCAUUUUACAACAGGAACUGUCUGUAGCAGAUAAUUCAGUUCUAAUAAAAGUACAGAAAUAGCAUCUUCAGACGAGCAGGGUUUUUCCACAAUUACACGCACAACUAAAGAUAAAAUAAUAGAAGGUGACAAGAUGGAGGAGGAUAACUGUUCAAGGGUGAUAGUCCCCUGAGACACACUAAUGGAUCUGCAGUUUACUCCACAUACAAUAAAAAAACAUACAUGAAACAAUAUCGAAAAUAACUGUGGUCAUAUAAUCUGAUGGAAACCACCGGAAAUAGCCACCAUUCUGCUAAAGGACAUGAUAUAAAUCACAUGAUCGAAAGUUUGAAUCACUUUCAAAAACCGAAUCAUACAUUCACACACACGCCAUAUCACUUCUAUCCAGUCUUCUGUAAAUGUCAACAAGGAAAUCAAAAUACAAAAUACAAAACGUUCUUUCUCCCGGAAAGAAAAAUGCAGUACGAGUCGGGCAUUGCAGUUUUUUUGUUAACUAUGGUUGGAGGUCAUUCAGAAGCAGCUGCAGCCGUAUUCCAUUUUGCACUUUCAAAUAACAGUUUGGAUUAAAAACAGAAGGUCACCUACAACACCCACACUCACUGCAGAAACCUAAUCUAGGUGCACUCUGCUACGUAGUUGCUGUAAUUACAUUUAGGGCACAAACACAGACCAGUUUGUGAACAUGACGGCUAUUUAUUUUCUGCCCUUUAUACGAGAUUCUUGGUUGAUUAUUGUGUAUUUGGUAUUUGAAAUAAAGAUAUAACAACUUCAAUGUUUUCAUUUUUUAUAGUAAUUUAAUACUUAUCAAUCAAAUCAAUGUUAAAAGGUCAAAAAAUGUCCUCAACACUCUUUCUCAAAGCCAGUUGAAGAAACUGUUUCUACCAGAGUCCAUUUGGCACAGGGAAUGUACUCUUAAGGGGGAAAAGACUGAGUGCUUUUCAGGUUACACAUUACAAGAGUCAGUGAGCCAUUAAUUGCCAUUCUUGAGGGAGACUUUCCAUUAUACUUUACUAGCGCCUCGCCUACUAUUUUAAACGGAUACCAGAUUCUGGGGAUACUUUUAAAUUGAAAUAACAUUGUUUUGGUUUAGAAAAUAAGACACUGGGUGCAUGUAAAUACUGUUACUACAUCUCUGUGUUGUUUUAAACCUGUUGGGAUUGUUCAGUGGUUGCUAAAUUGAAUUACGUCACGUGACUGAACAUACCCAAUGACAUAACAGAUUACUCCAUCACAUUCAUAGCAAAUGGAUGUUUUCCAUUAACACCUUACAAAAUACCCUGACUAUAUUAUUUGAGAUUUCUUAUCAAUUUUCAACAUCUUAAAAUACGCAAAACUUCAGCUAAGAUAGCAGCAAAACAGGACAACACAUGGUAAAAAAAUAUACGCUUACUCCAUACAUAAGGACAGACCGCCGUCCACAGUAUAUGCACAAUUAAGUGGUUAGUAGAUAGAAAUAUAUUUGGUAUGAAAGUUUAGUUAAAAAUAUCCAUUACAGAAUAUCAAUAGAUUCUUCCUAGUGUGCAAAUGUUUGAAUAAAGUAUUCUCUGCACAUUAUUUGUUGUUAACAUUGUAUGCAUCAUCUGAUGGUUAUAAUAUGGGAGGAUUAUAUUUUCAAAGCAGACGUUGGGUCCUAAACUCCUCAGACCAAUACAAUGUAGCUCAAGUGUCAAAAUGAAAUGACUUUAAAAUGUUUUUUCCAGGUAAUUUCCACGUUUUUAUAAAGACGAUUAUUAAAUGACUGUUGAGAAAAAGUCACAAAAUGAAGCACUCUGAUCUCUAAUAUCAAAAAGUAUUGUGCAGGUUAUUUGUGCCACAUGAUAGAAGCGUCAGUGAAGCAGCAAACUAUGAUAUCCAUGCGGCUCCAGUCCUUUAACACAGAUAAAAGCCAUGCACCAGCAGCAUAUGAAGUUGCUGAUUUGAUAAGACUUGAAAAGCACAAACAUACAGAAAAUCACUUGAGUUGUUCCAGGCAAAACAGGAGUUAUCCAAUGUUGAUGUCCAUGCCGGCAUU
Molecule: messenger RNA, 5876 nt
Organism: Notothenia coriiceps (black rockcod)
Lineage: Eukaryota; Metazoa; Chordata; Actinopteri; Perciformes; Nototheniidae
Gene: st8sia2
Product: ST8 alpha-N-acetyl-neuraminide alpha-2,8-sialyltransferase 2
Exons: 6
Coding region: 346-1536 (396 amino acids)
Biological process (GO): N-glycan processing; oligosaccharide metabolic process
Molecular function (GO): alpha-N-acetylneuraminate alpha-2,8-sialyltransferase activity
Source: RefSeq, a predicted model, not a curated record